UAACUGCUGUAGACUUGAAGGGAGAUUAGACAGUACAUUAGCGCCAAAACAGAGCACCAUCGUCCACCAUGGAGGUGACAACCUUCAUGAGCAUGUGGUCACUCAGCCUUGGAGCUAUGGGUGCUGUCAUUGCUGGCAUAAUUCUGGCUAACACAGAUUUUUUCCUGACCAAGUCUGAUUUUGCUACUCUACAGUAUCUGGAAGAUGCUGACCUCAAAACCACUGACGCAGAUGAGAAGGUAUUUAAAGCUAGAACUCUUUGGGAGACUUCUGGAGCAGUGAUCAUGGCUGUACGGCGGCCUGGAUGAUUUUUGUGUAGAGAGGAAGCCGCUGAGCUAUCCUCUCUGAAGCCCCAACUGGACAAGCUUGGGGUUCCUUUGUACGCUGUGGUCAAAGAGAACAUUGAUACAGAGGUUCACGAUUUCAAACCACACUUUGCUGGAGAUGUCUUCCUGGAUGAGAAGCAAUUGUUCUAUGGUCCCACCCUGAGGAAAAUGGGAGGUCUUGGCUUCAUUCGUCUGGGAGUUUGGCAGAACUUCGUAAGGGCCUGGAGGUCAGGUUACCAGGGAAACAUGAAAGGAGAGGGCUUCAUCCUGGGUGGAGUGUUUGUCAUUGGAUCUGGCAAGCAGGGAGUUCUUCUGGAACAUCGGGAGAAGGAGUUUGGAGACAAAGUCAAUAAUGAGUCUGUUUUGGAGGCUGCUAAGAAAAUAGUAGUUCAGAACUAAGUUAGUUUGUGUAUGCUUAGUGAUCUAGGGAUUAUUUGAAGAUUACAAGCAGGUUGCUAAAACAGAAAAAAAUACAAACGAGUCUUGGUACUAUUAAAACACAUCUUUUUAAAGCUAACAGACAACGUUCAUCUGUCUAACCUCAUUGCUUCAACUAAUGCUGUGAAUGCUCAGGAAAGCACAUUUUCUGAUGAAUUGACACAAGAGAGUCAUCUUACAGAAAAAACAAGUACAAAGUGUGUCAUUAAUGGGAUUUUAGCAUUGCAUCGUUUGCCCCAUUCAGGUACAUAGGUGUUGAUAUUUGUGCACUGUUGUUUUUCACUUUAGAAGUCAUUAUUGUAUUGAGAUCUUCUUCACUCACUCAGGUUCUGAGAUGUCUGCUGCAUGACUGUGGCUUGGUUCGUGUGUUUUAAUGAUGGUCUGACUACAAACUCCUUAGUGAAUUAGCAGACUUGAAGCUUAACAUACUUUCCUGAUCAACAGUUUUUGGUUAGUGGAAAGUCAAAGAUCCUGAAACGAAUGGAGAGUGCCAUUUACAAUAAAAACAGCAGUCACGAAAA
Ictalurus punctatus (channel catfish) is the source of this 1285-nucleotide messenger RNA. RefSeq names its product selenoprotein U 1a (gene selenou1a). NCBI's taxonomy places the organism in Eukaryota, Metazoa, Chordata, Actinopteri, Siluriformes, Ictaluridae. The record is from RefSeq and is marked validated.